Messenger RNA from Penicillium egyptiacum, 735 nucleotides. NCBI's taxonomy places the organism in Eukaryota, Fungi, Ascomycota, Eurotiomycetes, Eurotiales, Aspergillaceae. The record is from the annotation of a GenBank genome assembly.
AUGCAUCUCUCAACUAUAAGUGUGCUUCUUUCGGUUGCUCUAGCAGAAGCCGCGUCCUUCGUCACUCCUAUCCGGCAUAAGACAAACAAGGAGCCGGAUUACCCAAAAAGAUGCUACCCAGACCCCUGUAAAGGUGUGACCUACGUGAACUCUACUGCUGUUUGUGGCGACCCACGACUUGGUCCGAAGGACCCCCCUGGAUUUUUCCCUCUCUCUAAUGAGCUCGAGACAUACUCCCGCUUUGGCGAGCUCUGCCCGGUCGAAUUCCUGGAGAAAUGGACCCUGAACGCUUCCGACCCAAACGGUUACUGGGUCUAUCCAGACAGCGACGGAUUUGCCGUAACAUCCGAGAAGGUGUCUAUUCUAGGGAAUUUCACACUCCGCGUGGGCCAGAAGCUUGAUAGAUUCGGGUCUGAAUAUGGAAAGUUCCUAGCACCCCUUGGAGCCCCAUAUAUCGAACGAUCCCUGCCACCAUCCAAUCUUUUCGCGCCACCCAACAGCAGCUUCCCGUACAACUACCAUGUCUAUGAGGUGACCAAGGAGUUUGAUGUUCUAUUGGGACCCAUUGCGUCUUGGUUUGAGCAGCCCGGGUUUGGAUCGCAGCUUUUGGCUCAGUCCAGUGUGGGAGAUCUGUUGAAGGGGGGAUACUUGAAAAGACUGGAAUUGAAAGACUAUGAUGAAGCUGAUGAAUACUCCGCGAGUUAUCUACCUGCUCCCGAAAAGUCUUCCACCUAA